Chondrus crispus (carragheen) is the source of this 993-nucleotide messenger RNA. RefSeq lists its product as hypothetical. Gene Ontology annotation, cellular component: extracellular matrix. The transcript has 2 exons. Bases 1 to 498 code for a protein of 165 amino acids. Gene Ontology annotation, biological process: negative regulation of membrane protein ectodomain proteolysis; negative regulation of endopeptidase activity. NCBI's taxonomy places the organism in Eukaryota, Rhodophyta, Florideophyceae, Gigartinales, Gigartinaceae. Gene Ontology annotation, molecular function: protease binding; metalloendopeptidase inhibitor activity. The record is from RefSeq and is a predicted model, not a curated record.
AUGUUGUGCAACAUUCUCAAGUUCUCGCUUCUGUCUCUGCUAGCCACGCUCUCUCUGUCGUGCUCGUGCUUGCGCUCCACCUUCGAGCAGGGCGUGUGCAGGUCGAGCACGAUCUACGUCGGCACGGUACUGGCGCGGACGGACAACUGCCCGGGCACGUGCGACCCGUUCGAGGACCAGCGGAAUGGCAAGAUCACGUACAUCGUCAAGGUGACGGCGCGGUUCCUGGGCGCUCCCGCGGAGGACAACAUCAUUUACGUGCAGACGCUGGUCAACUCUGCGCUGUGCGGCACGAUCCUCAACGUGGGCGCGAGGUACUUGUUCACGCUGGGCAACGUGCGCGUCAAUCGAAGCUCAUGCCCGAGAGAGUCCUUCGACGUUUCGCUGUGCGGAGGGGCGCAGCUGUGGAGCAGGGUCACCCGCCCGCAGAGAAGGUUCUUGUCAGCCGUCAGGCGCACGAAUAAGAGGGUUUGCCGCACCGUGCCGCCGCUAUUCUAGGUGCAGGGAUGCGACAGCGGCAUGUUGUGUAGUUCGAUACGGCAGUGUUUUCUACGCGGGGAUAAUGGCUGUGUAAUGCGUACAAAACUGUUUCAGGUUCACGGUUUAAAAGCGUAGGCCACCAUACCAUGAAUAGACGCCAAGCUUUCUACAUGAAAUGUGGUAGCGUAUUCUAGCGAAACGUAGUCGAGUUAGCCGGCGUGACCGGGGCAAACCGUGCAGUGCAGAUGCUAAGUAAGCUCACGUUUUCAUCUUUGUAGCUGGUAGCUACGGGCCAAGUUGAUGUGGCUUUUACUCUCCUACCCUCUUUCCUUCUGGGUGCCAGAGCACCGAAAGGCGGAAGUUCCGCGUAGAGAGAAAAAUAUUACACUACGCAUUGCAUUUACUCUCCCAUAGAUUGCCAUGAAUAGGGGAGUCUGUGGCAAAUACACAGGAGCCUGAUCGUGAACUUAGCAACGCCAGGUUCACGUUCAGGCUCGUGUCCACUUUGCCACU